Molecule: messenger RNA, 285 nt
Organism: Angiostrongylus costaricensis
Lineage: Eukaryota; Metazoa; Nematoda; Chromadorea; Rhabditida; Metastrongylidae
Source: the annotation of a GenBank genome assembly
AUGAAGAGGCACCGACCUCAGUUCGGUCACAUGGCUAAUGGAAGCUUCGUCGAAGUACAACAGGAUACGGAACACAAUUUCGAAGCCACGUUCGUCGAAUGCACCGACGGUCACCAUCGACCACCGUGUCAUGGAAUUGACACAGUUAUGUGCGUGAUUGUUGUCUUCUUUAUGAAUGUCACAGAAUGCUAUUUGAGUCGACUUUCCUUGCAAUCAUGGAGACAGCCGAGCGUUCCCUUGUGGACUGGAGGAGAACAAUCAUAUAGAGCCGAAGCAGAACUUUGA